AUGGGCAGAGAUGUGAACUGAUCAUCAAGCCAUGAUUUAGAGCCAUGACCACCUCUAGGAUAGCUAGUUAUGAUUAAGAUGAGGUGCAUGUGAUGCCCCUUUACCUUUUACAAACCACAUCUUCAAAGCAAGUUCAAUGAAGGAUAAAUGGACCUACCCCAAUUGCUUUCUUGACCUAGAAGACCCCCAUUAGAAAAAAGGAAAGCAAAGCGGAAAGGAGAAAAAAGCUACCGAGAAAAAUAAAAGGUUCAUCAAGAAAGCAGAGAAGAAGAUAUAUGGAAGAAGUGAAGGUGAUGAUGAUGGGCAGCCUACACCAUUCCAUGAAUGAAUCCAGUCCUCAAGACCCCAUCACCACCACCACUUGCACAAGCUGGAAAUUGUACGAGAAUCCAUUUUAUAAUUCACAACAUAAUAUCCAGCAUCAACACCAACAACAUUGUCAAAGUAACAAACAUCUUCAUCACCUACACCUCCCUCUUUCAGCUCGCAAGAUCGCAGCUUCUUUCUGGGAUCUCACCUUCUUUAGACCUAUCAUGGAUACCGAGCUCGAUUUCGCUCGAGCACAGAUCCUGGACUUGAAAGCUGAGCUUGAAUAUGAACGCAAGGCACGUAAGAAGUUGGAGACUAUGAGUAAGAGAUUGGCUAAAGAACUGGCUGAAGAGAGAAGAGGAAGAGAAGCACUUGAGAGAGUUUGUGAAGAGCUUGCUAGAGAAAUUUCUUGUGAUAAAGAUGAGAUUGAUCACAUGAAGAGAGAAAUGGAGGAGGAAAGAAAGAUGCUAAGAAUGGCUGAGGUAUUAAGAGAAGAAAGAGUUCAAAUGAAGCUCGCCGAGGCGAGAAUGCUCUUUGAAGAGAAGUUGUUAGAAUUGGGAGGAACAACUACACAGACAGAACGACAUCACAAUUCAGCUUCCAGGAUGGAACAGAAGUAUCAAGAAGAUAAAGAAGCUGAAAUAUCAACUCCUUUCAAGGCCGCAGCUAUUUUGCCAAGCAAGCUAAACAGGUUAGUUUUGAGUGAAAAAUCCUGUUACGACAACAGUGGUGCUGAUUCAAAGGAAUCAACAAGGGUGAUCUUGAGUGAAAUGUCAUCAUUCAAUGACAAAUCUCGUAGCAUUUCAUCAAUGGUAAUUCAGAGAAGUAGAGCGUCACCAGAGCCUGAGAAUCCUCACAUCAAGAGAGGGAUCAAAGGCUUUGUUGAAUUCCCAAGAGUGAUUCGAGCAAUAGGAUCCAAAAACAGGCAUUGGGGUACGAAGCUGGAGUGUCAAAAGGCACAGCUAAGGAUUCUUUUGAAACAAAAAAGCCCCAUCAGAUCCAACAAUCUUAUUAUUUCAUAAUUAAUUGUUCUUCACUUCUUUUUGUGCUUGAUUAAUUUUUUGUGCUCUCUUAAUCUGUAAUCACUGUCAAUUCUGUAUAUCUUCGUAAUUUUUGUUCCUUCAAAUGGGUUGCUACACACUAACAUGUAGUACCUCAUGUGUUUUUGUGGGCUUGUUAGUGUUGAGAGAGUGUGAUCAGUCCUGAUGAUGUACACAACAUGAGUUUUACUUUUGUGUCUAAUAAUACUUAAGCUCAUGAAAGUAGAAAAGGGUUGCUUUGGAUC
This is a messenger RNA of Populus euphratica (Euphrates poplar), 1594 nucleotides long. RefSeq names its product branchless trichome (gene BLT). Lineage: Eukaryota; Viridiplantae; Streptophyta; Magnoliopsida; Malpighiales; Salicaceae. The transcript has a single exon. The record is from RefSeq and is a predicted model, not a curated record. Bases 276 to 1331 code for a protein of 351 amino acids.